GCAGUGGCGCGCUUUUGGGCACAGUACAGUAGAUUUGACUUGCAGCAGCAGCAGAGGAGCGAAAGAGAGAGAGAGGGAAGUAAGCAUUUUAGGUUGUGAUUAUAUUGCUGCUGUGGCCGGAGAAAAUAAUCGUCUCCGAUUGCCAUCUCGAAGUAUGCGGGCAGUGCCUUGAGUUACAGUAAACCAAAUCGGAACUCAAUUUGCAUGCAUUGGAGAAGGUUGGAGCUAGCAGACGAGGUGGGGCAUGCCAAGCUGGCAUGCGAAAUUCCUCUCUUGUAGACUGAACAUGGUUUUGAUCGAAAUCGGAGUUUUCCAUAGAUCUUGUCUGUACGGGGAAGAAAAGAAUGUUUUACCAAUCGCCAGAACUCUGAGCGGGCUCAAAAUCGCAGAAGUGAGUCGGAAAGGUGUGUGAUGCGUCAUGAAUUUUGGAUUGUUUCGGGAGUAAUGUGGACUGCUGGAGUGACAAGAAUGUUCUGAAUCUUCGCGAUUUUGUGACUCCGGAGGAACAAUGGCAUAUGGUUCUAUCGAAGGUCAGAAGAGGUUGCAGGAUUAUGUAAAUCGUUUCAUUGACGCUCUCACGUCUCAAAAUGGCACGCAAUUGUCCGCUCUUCUGGCUAUCACCUCGUCUCCCUUUCGAGACGCGGUCGGCAGUGCUCUUGACCUCGUGAAGGAUCCUAGCCGCAUUAUCAAACAGGUUGACAAGCAUGCUCCACUUGGUGAAAUGCUUGGACAUCACAUACGAUGCAUGCAAGCAUAUAGACACCGGCGCUAUCUGGAUGCUUACAAUUCCCUGGAGAAGUCUGCCAAUCCAUUUCUUCAAGAGUUUCGUAAUUGGGAGAGCGCUUGGGCAAUGAAAGCUCUUCACACUGUCGUCUUUGAGUUACGGACACUGGCUGAGCUGGCUGAUCGAGAGAUGGCGAACAACGGAAAAGUUCCUGACAAGCUAAAAGGAGCUGGUUCGUUUCUGAUGAAAGUGUUUGGAGCUCUUGCGGGUAAAGGGCCGAAAAGAGUUGGAGCACUAUAUGUGACCUGCCAGCUUUUCAAGGUCUACUUCAAGCUGGGAACUGUUCAUCUGUGCAGAAGUGUAAUUAGAAGUAUCGAGACAGCACGAGUUUUCGAUUUCGAAGAAUUUCCAACAAGAGAUAAGGUCACAUAUAUGUAUUAUACUGGGCGUCUGGAGGUCUUCAACGACAAUUUCAUUCAGGCAGAUAAGAAACUCUGGUAUGCAUUGGGGCACUGUGACCCUUCAAAAGAUGCAAACAUCAGGAUGAUUUUGAAGUACCUUGUUCCAGUCAAGCUUUCGUUAGGUAUUCUCCCAAAUGAAUGGCUUCUUCGAAAGUAUCACAUCAUGGAGUACAAUGAUAUCGUCCAAGCUCUUCGAAGGGGAGAUAUUCGUCUGCUCAGAUAUGCGUUGCAGGCCAACGAAGACCAGUUUCUGAGGUCUGGUGUCUACCUUGUGUUGGAAAAGUUGGAGCUUCAAGUCUACCAAAGAUUGAUGAAAAAAAUACAUCUUAUUCAGAAGCAAAAGGACCCAAGCAAAGCCCACCAAAUAAAGAUGGAUAGCAUAUUAAAGGCACUGAAAUGGCUCCAAAUAGACAUGGACAUAGAUGAGGUGGAAUGCAUCAUGGCUACUUUAAUACAUAAAAAUUUGAUGAGGGGUUAUUUGUCUCAUAAAAGUAAGGUAGUGGUUCUCAGCAAGCAGGACCCGUUUCCACUGUUAAGUGGAAAACCUUGUGCUUAGGGUUGUAAGCUGCGAUGGAGUCCUUUGUACAGUUCGUGAAGUGGUGUGGACAGUGUUCGCAUUAAGUUUACGUAGCACGAAUCACAUGGGUGACACGUGCUCUACUUUCAAAUAGCCUCAUCUUUAAAGCUAUUGAGGAUCUGCAUUCAGAUUUCUAGGUUGGCAGAUUUUGGCAGAUGGUGUGAUCAUAUGUUGCGACCAGAGCAUCUGCCUUCCAAGUUUUAUCAGUGAUCUUAGUAGGUGCUGGCGGCUCUAAUUUGUAUUUUUCUUCUUGACCGAGAGAUUAGGAAAGUAGAUCCGAAAAUCAUUUCUUGACGAAGUAGCUUAAUGUCAUGAGACAAAAUACGACAGUAAUUCAAACUCUGUACCAAUCAGGUUGUGCGUAUUUCAGAGGAAUUUCUUCAGGUAUUGCCCAUCUCUAGGACUCAUCAUGGCAAGCAAGGCAUAAUACAAAUCAUACUGGCUGCCAAUAUGUCAGGCAUUACUUAUCACCAGCCAGCAUGGCUGGCUUGCGAAUUCAAUAUUGUGAGUGAAUAUGUAUGCGAGGACCGCGCACAAACAACGGCAGACGUAUUUGGGACCAAAGCUGAGAAAAAUUUUACUUUUUAUUUUGGAAUAAAAUGUUUUAUGUUUGG
Messenger RNA from Marchantia polymorpha subsp. ruderalis, 2376 nucleotides. Lineage: Eukaryota; Viridiplantae; Streptophyta; Marchantiopsida; Marchantiales; Marchantiaceae. The record is from the annotation of a GenBank genome assembly.